AUGAGCCCUUUGGCAACAAAUACCAGAACGGUUGCUUUGUUGCUAGCAGGUCACAAGUACUUUGAAGUAGACAAGAGGAAAGGAAACGACGUGAUGUGGAAGUUUGAUGAACGAGUUUACUACAAGCACUUUCCAAUGCCUCGUUUACGGAGACUACACCCGCAAGUUUCUAGCAACUGCGACAGGAGUGUAUAUUCUUGUAUAGAAUUUCUGGCAGGCAUCAAGCAAGAUAUAUUUAAUAAAACAGACCUGGAAAGAUUCCAAAUGAGAACAACAGCGACCUACUACAUGUGCUGGUACACCAUGAAAGGAGAGGAACCUCUCAAGAACUUCAUGGAAAGAAGGAAUUGUCUCGAAGGGAUCAACAACGUGCCAGACGCAGCAGCUGUUGAUUAUAGAAUCACAGAUUACAGAGCUGACUCUUCCAGUGAUCCGCUCCUGUGUGCCGCAAUUUUAUUUUGUCCUGACCCUUGCUACGGUCGUGAGACAAGCGGAUCUGUUCAAUCUUCGAGUGCCUUGUCGAACGAUCCAGGCAACCCGUGUAGACAUUUUAAGGACCGUACUUGCAAAUGGGACUUCAGCGACAAUGACGAUUUUCUAGACCUCCAGAAGAACAAGUUCAACAUAACUUGUAAGUGCGACCAGACAGGGUUCAGAUUCAAUUCCCGGUUUGAACUGUGCGUUGAUAUCGACGAGUGUGAGGACAUCCACACGAAAUGCGACAAAGGAAAGCAGUGUGAGAACACUGCAGGAAGCUACGAAUGUCUGUGUCCACGAGGACAGAGGUUCGACAUUUCCAAGGACAAAUGUAUCGAACACGCACCACUCCCCAAGCAUAGCUUCGCACGUACAGGCAAGGUCCGGGCACACAUACAAAGGUCCGCCUUUAUGAGAAUGGUAGAGUACAUACUUGGCUUAAGGAAAGACACCGGUGCAUAA
This is a messenger RNA of Candidula unifasciata, 939 nucleotides long. The record is from the annotation of a GenBank genome assembly. NCBI's taxonomy places the organism in Eukaryota, Metazoa, Mollusca, Gastropoda, Stylommatophora, Geomitridae.